This is a messenger RNA of Pseudovirgaria hyperparasitica, 1430 nucleotides long. RefSeq lists its product as uncharacterized. Gene Ontology annotation, biological process: regulation of gene expression; maturation of 5.8S rRNA. The record is from RefSeq and is a predicted model, not a curated record. NCBI's taxonomy places the organism in Eukaryota, Fungi, Ascomycota, Dothideomycetes, Acrospermales, Acrospermaceae. Gene Ontology annotation, molecular function: RNA binding; DNA binding. The coding region runs from base 43 to 939 and encodes 298 amino acids. Gene Ontology annotation, cellular component: exosome (RNase complex); nucleolus. The transcript has 2 exons.
GUCUAAAGUCGAAAUCGAAAUAACGCUUAUAUUUGAACUACCAUGGAUUCAACAGAUCUCAACCCGCUAAUCGAGAAUUUGUCCGCGAACAUCGAUGAACUUGAAGAUGCUCUCGAGCCACUUUUGAAGACCUCAUUGCGCGACACGUCUAGCAAGCUACCUUUGCUUGACAAGGCGAAGCUCCAUGUGCUCACGACAUAUGCUAUCGAAUCAGUAAUAUUUUCAUACCUCAACCUCUCCUCCGUCGAUGCCAAGGCACAUCCUAUCUUUGAGGAGCUCAGUAGAGUUAAACAAUACUUCGCGAAGAUCAAACUUGCAGAAGAAGGACCAGUCAAACGUCCUGGGCAUCGAACGCUCGACACCUCGGCGGCGAACCGUUUCAUAAAGCACGGCUUAUCCGGCAACGAGCAGUACGACAAAGAUCGCACAGUGCGACAGGAGCGAGAGAAAGCAUCGGCUAAGAUUAAAUUCGAUCAAUUGACGGAAAAGGUCGAGAUGGAAAGACUAGAAAAGAAGAGGAAGGCGCAAGAGCUUGCGGAGCGACAGGGCGGCGCGGACGAAGAUAGUAGUUCAUCUGAUUCAAGUUCUGAGGAGUCAGAGACUGAGGAUAUGAAGCUGAAAAUAGAGGAGAAAGAACCAAAACAGGCUUCCCACAAGCCCAACAGGAAACAGAGUAACAAGGGAGUUGAAGCGACUCGCGACAAACACUAUGCACCGCGCGAUGGAAAGCCCGUUGCUAAGAAACAGAAAUCGAACAAAGCGCCAAGGGGACGCAGUGAAGCUUUUCAGGCUCUUCUGAAUAGACCAGUAGUGCCCAAGCCUGAAUCGAAUGCAACAGCACCUAAGCAAGAUUCCGAUGGCAAAACGCACAAAAUGAAGAGCUCUGAUGGCGUGAAGACACACAAGAAGAAAUCGAAGAAGUCUAAAGCCGACACUUGAUGCUCAUCCGCAUCCCUACAGUCAGGAGUAGAUGUCUACUGGACUAAAAAGCGAUUGAACCUUGAAAGCUGCCCAAGAGGCAAAGUUGAACUAAUUCGAGCUUCCGCACAAUAGCAGACGAGCCGGGACGCUGUACAUCACGCAGCGAUCACCCGAGCCUUGAUAGAUAGGGAAGGUCACAACACCCACACCGAACCCCUGUAGCUCUAGGCUAUCGAUGUCAAUGAUAUUUCAGCGCAAUCCAUAGCCUGAUGUCGCUCUUGGGCGAGACCGUUGAUGAGAUGAGACGGAAGAUUAGGAGCAUCCUCCGACAGCACAGCGCUUCACUUGUUGGACGAUGCACCUGCAUGAGGAUUUAAACCUUCUUUGUAUGCCUCGCUAAUCUUGGAUAGAUCAGCUAAACCACUUGCUGCAUUUACGUAGCACAAUAAAACUAUUCCAUGGCAAAUCACCUAUCAUGUGCUACCGUAAAUGCAUGGCGCAUAUGUCCC